CAUUUUUGACCUGAAAUAGAGCAGUAGAAAUGGCGUCAGUGGACAAGUAUAAUAUGAAGAAUCCAGCUGUGAAGAGAAUAUUACAGGAACUUAAAGAAAUGCAAUCUAAUCCUUCUCAUGAUUUCAUGAGCCUUCCUCUCGAGGAGAACAUAUUUGAAUGGCAAUUUGCAAUCAGGGGUCCAGGAGACUCUGAGUUUGAAGGGGGGAUUUAUCAUGGACGAAUCCAGUUGCCUGCUGAAUAUCCUUUCAAGCCUCCUUCUUUCAUGCUUUUGACUCCUAAUGGACGUUUUGAAACCCAAACCAAGAUAUGUUUGAGUAUUUCUAAUCAUCAUCCUGAGCACUGGCAACCAUCAUGGAGUGUUCGGACCGCACUGGUAGCUCUGAUCGCAUUUAUGCCUACCAGCCCAAAUGGUGCCCUUGGAUCCCUAGACUAUACGAAGGAAGAAAGGCGUGCUUUAGCUAUUAAAUCUCGUGAAACGGCUCCAAGGUAUGGGACUCCUGAGCGCCAGAAGCUGAUGGACGAGAUACAUGAAUACAUGCUAAGCAAAGCACCCCCAGUUCCUCAAGCUACUUCGUCACCAGCUCCUGAAGAACAGAAUAUUAACAGAGAGGACGAGGUCCAAGUGAGUCCAGAGAACCCUACCGACGAGGCUGCUGAAGAAAUGCGUCCUAAUCCACCUGUUGCUGACACAACUACUGAAGAGAGACGUGAAUUGGCUUUAGAUGCUGAUCCUGUACAGGCACCUAUAGAGGCCCCUGCUGUACGGCCCACUGAGCAUCGGAUAUUGCAUACACCUCAACAGAGUGUUCCGAGACAAGCUGAUGACCGUAUAUUCACAUGGGCAGCAGUUGGACUUACAAUUGCUAUACUUGCACUUCUGUUAAAGAAAUUCAUGAAAGCUAAUGGCCACGGUGCUGUCUUCAUGGAUGAAUCCUAAAUCUAUCAACAGUAAAUAUGGAGUUAACGGGGAAUAUGUUUGGCAAUUUACUCCACUUUCGGCCAGCUUAUGCAGAAAAAUGCAGUAUAUUUAUCCUUUUGCUAUUGUGACAUCAAUUAUAUAUAUUGUCCAAUGUGUAAACAUGAUUUACCAGAUAUAUUUUGAUAGUUUGUAUAGAUGAAAGAUUGUCCUUUUACUGAGAUGUGAAGGAUCAUGUGAAGAAGUUAAGAAUUAAGAUGAAACAAAGAAAUUCAGUUUAACAUUAA
Molecule: messenger RNA, 1204 nt
Organism: Lycium ferocissimum
Lineage: Eukaryota; Viridiplantae; Streptophyta; Magnoliopsida; Solanales; Solanaceae
Product: ubiquitin-conjugating enzyme E2 32
Exons: 5
Coding region: 30-938 (302 amino acids)
Source: RefSeq, a predicted model, not a curated record